Messenger RNA from Theileria annulata, 297 nucleotides. Its product is annotated as dynein light chain 1, putative. The record is from RefSeq and is a predicted model, not a curated record. NCBI's taxonomy places the organism in Eukaryota, Apicomplexa, Aconoidasida, Piroplasmida, Theileriidae. Gene Ontology annotation, molecular function: dynein light intermediate chain binding; dynein intermediate chain binding. Gene Ontology annotation, cellular component: dynein complex. Gene Ontology annotation, biological process: microtubule-based process. Bases 1 to 297 code for a protein of 98 amino acids. The transcript has a single exon.
AUGGCAACACUUAGAAACGACGCAAAACCCACUAUAGAAGACGCUGUCAUCAAGAACGUCGACAUGGACGAAACCACCAAGGCCUUUGCACUCAAAGUCGCCUUUGAUGCAAUCACCAAGUUCGAGGUUGAGAAGGACAUUGCAGGACACAUCAAGAAGGAGUUCGACAAGACCUACGAGCCAACAUGGCACUGCAUUGUCGGAAAGAACUUCGGUUCCUUCGUCACUCACGAGAAGCACUGCUUCAUUUACUUUUACCUAGGCAAAAUGGCCUUUCUUAUCUUCAAAAACGGUUAA